Molecule: messenger RNA, 1126 nt
Organism: Bufo bufo (common toad)
Lineage: Eukaryota; Metazoa; Chordata; Amphibia; Anura; Bufonidae
Product: probable G-protein coupled receptor 139
Exons: 2
Coding region: 59-1126 (355 amino acids)
Biological process (GO): G protein-coupled receptor signaling pathway
Cellular component (GO): membrane
Molecular function (GO): G protein-coupled receptor activity
Source: RefSeq, a predicted model, not a curated record
GGGGGAGUAGUCGCGGAGGAUAGGAGUUUUGCUGCUGAUAGAGAGGGGAAGAAGCGAGAUGCUGGACGAGCCCUGGAUCCGGACGGUGCAGAGGCUCUUCUACCCCAUCAUGUGUGUGUUUGGGAUGCCAGCCAGCCUGGUGACCAUGGCCGUACUGUGGAAGGGAAACCUGGACAUGUCCAAAUCCAUUGUCUACUAUUUGGUGGCCUUAGCUGUGGCUAAUUUCCUACUCAUCCUUGUGGUGACUGUCUUCCGGGAUAUCUUCUACUUCUAUGUGGACAUCACCCUUUGGUGGCCUGAGCCCUCCUGUGGUGUCAGUAAUUGGAUCUACUUCACUUGUGUGUACUCCCUCACGUGGCUCACUGUGGCCUUCUCUGUUGACCGUUAUAUCAUCAUAUGUUGUAUGAAGCUAAAGCUCAGGUUCUGUAAGCCCUCAGUUACUCGGUGGGUCAUCCUUUUUGUAUGUGUAUGUGCAUUCUUUGUGGCCAUGCCGACCUUCUGGAUGUAUGUACCAGUCCGGACCACCACACCAGAUGGGGCUCUCUUUCACAUUUGUUCUUUAAAUCGCAACCUGAGUUCGAUACCCUUCUUGUCGGUCUAUGACCACAUCCAGACCACCGUUUGGAUAGUCUUUCCACUUGUAUCGUUACUGCUAACCAAUGGCUUGACUGUCUGGCACAUCAAUAUGGCCACCAGACUUCGACAAGGCCUCAAGGGGUCAUCCACUGGAAAGCAGUCAGAAGAUCAGGAGGUGGCAAGGAGGAGAAAGUCUGUGACUCUCCUUGCAAUGAUUUCUAUUUCAUUUCUGGUCCACUGGCUGCCUAAAAUGGUUGUCAAAAUUUUGGAACGGUUCACGUAUCCACCGGUAAACCGCUAUGACUUCUACCAUCCUGUCAACGUGGUGAGGAUGGUGUGUAACAUGCUGAUUGUCUUCAGCUCGUUCAGUAAUGUCUGUAUCUACUCCCUCACCAUCACUAAAUUCAGGGAGGAACUGUUCAAAGGAGUCAAGUUUAUCCUCAGAUUCCUCUGCCUCCAUUCUCCCUCAACCUUCUCUGCAUCCAAACCUACAGAAAUAUUCACAGUCCAAGAUACUACGCAGCUGACAUCCGCCAUGGAACACCAGUGA